Messenger RNA from Fusarium redolens, 1176 nucleotides. RefSeq lists its product as uncharacterized. The record is from RefSeq and is a predicted model, not a curated record. The transcript is spliced from 3 exons. Bases 1 to 1176 code for a protein of 391 amino acids. NCBI's taxonomy places the organism in Eukaryota, Fungi, Ascomycota, Sordariomycetes, Hypocreales, Nectriaceae.
AUGAAUCAACAAGUCGGCAGUUGUACAUCACCAACCACGCAAUUCAACGUCAGACAAGCUUUCCACAAUCGUGGCAAAUUCAUAUUGGAGGCUUGUGAUGUUUCACCUCCGACGGUGUUCGUAGGUUCUACUCCAACUUGGUGUCCGGCGGCGGCGGCGAGGAGGCAAUUUCCUGAACAAUUGACCCAACGGCCUAGCGUCACGGGAGUGAAGCGAACCAGAUCAGGCCAGUCGCUGUCUUCUCCCGACAGUCAAUGUAAAAGGCCUGGAUGCCACGAGCCUACAUCCCCAUCAAGAAGUGAGGGUCUCCCAAGCAAUGACGACGAUGAAAUCACUGGCACCAACAAGAAGCAUCCACCUCAAGAGAAUAGUCUUUCUUGCAACCACUUGUCUCUAGCGCAGGGAAUGAAUCUACAACAACUUUUGAGAGAGAGGUUUAGCCGUUGGAGUAAUGGGGUAGAAUACACUACGCCACCAGAGGACAGAUUGCCUCCACGAAAGCGCUUUAGAACAUCGCAAUGGCAGUCGGGUCUUCCAAGACUCGAAGAAGAGGAUGAAAGCGAGGGCGAAUUCGUUGUGAUCUCUCAUUCACCACGCAGAGUAGGGUUCUUUCAUCUUGCCUGCCCAUUUUACAUUCAUGCGCCCGACAAACACCAGCAAUGUCUUAUCCAACACGAUUUAGUUUCUAUUGAGAGGUUGAAAAAGCAUCUCUUACGACAUCACGAUAGACCUCUGUACUGUCGUACAUGCCGGAAGACUUUCGCAACGUUGAUUGAUCGAGACAACCACGCCUUGGAGAAUGCAUGCAAGAGAAACGAUCAAGAGACAUUGGAUGGGCUCACUGAAAGUCAAAAAGCCAGACUGAUCAAGGGAGAUCGGUAUUGGCUAGGAGAGGCAAAUCGCUGGCGUCGUAUUUGGUCUACAGUCUUGCCCGGCACAGAGCAACCUCCAUGUCCAUACCUUGAUCGGGGCGAUGGGCUGAAUGUUUCUAUGAUAAGGGACUUCUGGGCUGUUGAUGGCCAGAAAAUCGUCUCUGACUUCGUCGAGAGCCUGGAAAGUCCUACGGAUGAGAAGAGCGCAACACACGAUAUGAUCUGCCAGAAGGCACUCGAGGGUCUGGUGGAUUGGGUAAUCAAACAGGAUAGCAAGUCAACUAUUCUGUCUUUUGACAGAUGA